AUGGCGACGGCUGCAGCCCCCCAGUCCUCUCUCCUCUCCCUUCUGUACCGCUCGUACCCAACCGCCAUCUCCCCCGAUGCCACCGAGCCCGACUACCUGCAUGCCUCGCCCAAGAUUUUCCCGAAGGUCAACUUCGGCGAGCCCGAGCAGGCCGACAUCAAACAGUGGCUGAACACCGUCUCGGGCCUGAAUGCUGCCGUAGUCAAGGAUGAGAAGUCCGUCACCGAGACCAUUCUGGCCCAGAUCAACACCCACCUGGCCACCCGCACCACCUUGCUCGGCACGAAGCCUUCGGUCGCCGACAUUGCUGUGUAUGCUCUCGUGGCGCCCAUGGUGGAGAAGUGGUCGCCUGAGCAGCGCACCGGCGAACAUGGAUACCAUCACAUUGUGCGACAUGUCGAUUUCGUGCAGAACUCGCAGCUGUUCGCUCUGCAGAUCCCUGAGGAAGAAAAAAUCUCCAUCGACGUUAACGAUGUCAAGUUCGUGCCGAAGCCCGUCGAUCCCAAGGAAGAAAAGGAGCGCAAGAAGCGCGAGAAGGCCAGUGCGCAGAGCCCAGACUCUAUUGCCCAAGGCACCAAGCCACUCGUUGUCGGCCAGGGCAAACCAGAGCAGCCCGCGGACGCUGCGGGGGCUCCGCCCAAGACCAACAAGAAGGAGAAGAAGGAAAAGAAAGAGAAGCAGCCCAAGCCCCCACCAGCACCUGCGGCUCCGCCAUCUCCUUCGCUGAUCGACCUACGCGUCGGCCAUAUUCUCCGUGCUAUCAACCACCCCAACGCCGACUCGCUGUACGUCUCCACCAUUGACUGUGGCGACGCCCCGGGAGCCGAUAACACAUCCCUGGACGAAGAGACCGGCAAGACGGUGCGGACUGUGUGCUCCGGUCUGAAUGGCCUUAUCCCGCUGGAGGAGAUGCAGGGCCGCAAGAUCGUGGCCGUCUGCAAUUUGAAACCCGUGACCAUGCGCGGCAUCAAGUCCGCCGCCAUGGUGCUGGCCGCAUCUCCGCGCGUUGCAGAAGGCGAGGACUCCCACGGCGGUCCCGUCGAGCUUGUCAACCCGCCUACCGAUGCCCCGGCCGGUGAGCGCGUGACCUUCCAGGGCUGGAGCGAGGGCGAGCCCGAGAAGGUGCUGAACCCCAAGAAGAAGAUUUGGGAAACUUUCCAGCCUGGUUUCACCACGACCGACACCCUCGAGGUUGCUUUCGACAGCACUGCUGUCCCCUCUGUGCAGGGCCAAGAGGGCAAGCCCGCCCUCGGCAAGCUGGUUACCGCCUCUGGAGUUCUUUGCACUGUGAAGAGUCUGAAGAAUGCCACGGUGCGGUAA
Penicillium lagena is the source of this 1320-nucleotide messenger RNA. RefSeq names its product putative cofactor for methionyl- and glutamyl-tRNA synthetases. The transcript has a single exon. Gene Ontology annotation, molecular function: tRNA binding. The record is from RefSeq and is a predicted model, not a curated record. The coding region runs from base 1 to 1320 and encodes 439 amino acids. Gene Ontology annotation, cellular component: methionyl glutamyl tRNA synthetase complex. Lineage: Eukaryota; Fungi; Ascomycota; Eurotiomycetes; Eurotiales; Aspergillaceae.